AACCCUCUCUCUUCAUUUCACAACCAGCAGCCUCCUUCCCCUCACACUCUCUUCUCUCUCUCUCUCAGUUCAUCCUAUCAUCUUGAUCUCUUUUUUUAAAAUAAAAUUAAACCAAACGGACAAAUGGCAGAGGCACUUUUAUCGUCAAUUUUUGAGCAGUUAAGCACGGUCGUUGCUCAACAGGUACAGGAAGAAGUGAACCUAGUAGGGGGUGUGCAGAAACAAGUCGACAAGCUAAAAAGCAAUCUCCUUGCUAUCCAAUCUGUCCUUGAAGAUGCAGAUAGAAAACAAGUGAAGGAAAAGGCUGUAAGGGAUUGGGUAGACAAGCUCAAAGAUGUAUGCUAUGAUAUGGAUGACGUGCUAGAUGAAUGGAGCACUGCAAUUCUUAGAUGGAAAAUGGAGGAAGCUGAAGAAAAUACUCGCAGCCUACAGAAGAUGCGAUGUUCCUUCCUGGGAUCUCCUUGCUUUUGUUUCAAUCAAGUGGCUCGACGUCGUGACAUUGCCCUCAAGAUCAAAGAAGUAUGUGAAAAAGUGGAUGAGAUUGCCAAAGAGAGAGCUAUGUUUGGCUUUGAGUUGUACAGAGCCACUGAUGAGCUACAACGAAUAACGAGUACCUCCCUUGUUGAUGAAUCAAUCGUGCGUGGUCGAGAUGAUGAAAGGGAAGCCUUAGUAAGCAAGUUGCUGGGCGAAAGUAGUCAGGAAGCGCGGGACGUGGAUGUCAUCUCUCUAGUAGGGUUGGGCGGGAUUGGAAAGACAACUCUCGCCCAACUAGCUUUUAAUAAUGCUGAGGUUACGGCUCAUUUUGAGAAAAAGAUAUGGGUGUGUGUUUCAGAUCCAUUUGAUGAGGUUAGGAUAGCAAAAGCUAUCCUUGAGGCGCUUCAAAGGGGUGCACCGAAUUUAGUUGAAUUGGAAUCCCUUUUGCAAAGUGUUUCUGAAUCAAUUAAGGGAAAGAAGUUCCUUCUUGUCCUUGAUGAUGUAUGGACAGAAAGUCAUGGGCAAUGGGAACCACUGAAACUAUCUUUCAAAGGCGGUGCACCAGGAAGCAGAAUUCUAGUGACCACUCGUAAACAUGCUGUCGCAACAAUGAUGGGAACGGACUACUGGAUCAACCUUGAGAGAUUAUCUGAUGAGGUAUGCAUGUCAAUAUUCAAUCAGGUGGCAUUCCAUAAAAGAAGCAAAGAUGAGUGCGAAAGAUUGACAGAAAUAGGCGGCAAAAUUGCAAGCAAGUGCAAGGGCUUGCCUCUAGCUGCCAAGGUAUUAGGAGGUCUAAUGCAGUCUAAAAGAACAAGAGAAGAGUGGGAACAUGUUUUAUCUAGCGAACUGUGGGAGCUAGAACAUGUUGAAAGAGCACUAUUUCCACCUUUGCUUUUGAGUUACUACGAUUUACCUUCUGUGGCAAGACGAUGUUUCUUGUAUUGUGCCAUGUUUCCAAAAGACUACGAGAUGGGAAAAGACCAAUUGGUGAAGAUGUGGAUGGCUCAAGGUUAUCUUAAGGAGACUCCAAGUAGAGAUAUGGAGCUUGUUGGAGAGGAGUAUUUUCAAGUCUUAGUAGCACGUUCUUUCUUCCAAGAUUUUCAGAUGGACGAGCAUGAAGGUAUGACAUUCAAGAUCCAUGAUAUAGUGCAUGAUUUUGCCCAAUUUCUGACAAAAUAUGAAUGUCUAACAGUAGAUGUCAAUAACCUUGGAAAACAAAAAACGGAGACGACAUAUGAAAGGGUUCAUCAUUUAAGCAUGAAGCUGUCAGAGGAGACCUCUUUUCCCAUGUCUAUUCACAAAGCAAAAGGUCUUCGCAGCCUCUUGAUUGACAGUAGAGACCCUUCACUAGGAGCUGCACUAGCUGACGUAUUCAAGCAGUUGACAUGCAUCAGGUCAUUGAAUUUGGCAGAGUCUUCGAUCAAAGAAAUGCCAAACGAGGUAGGGAAAUUGAUACAUUUAAGACACCUCAAUUUGGUAAGUAGUGUAAAGUUGCAGUCCCUGCCAGAAACCAUGUGUAAUUUAUGCAAUCUGCAAUCCCUAAACGUGUCUGGGUGUUGGUCUCUCAAGGAAUUACCUCAUGCGAUUGGAAAGCUUACCAAGUUGAGGCAUCUGAAGAUUGUUUAUUCAAGUGUAGCAUUCAUACCAAAGGGAAUGGAGAGGAUAACUUGUCUUCGAACAUUAGAUCGUUUUACUGUGUGUGGUGGUGGUGAGAAUAGAAGUAAAGCAGCUAAUUUAGGAGAAUUAAAAAACUUAAAUCACAUUGGAGGGAGUCUCACGAUAUGUAACCUGAGAGAUAUAGAAGAUGUGAGUGAAGCUGUGGAAGCACAACUCAAGAAUAAGAAGCGCUUGCUUCGUUUGGAAUUGCAAUUCGAUGGGUUGAAAACAGAGUUGCAAGCGAAUGAGGAUGCUUUAAUUGAAGCUUUACAGCCCCCGUCAGAGUUGGAAAAUUUAAUCAUAUCUGAUUACGGAGGGAUAUUUUUACCCAAUUGGAUGAUGAUAUUAACCAGAUUACAGAAACUUGUGCUCGUAAAUUGUAGAAACGUCGAUGUUUUGCCACCGCUGGGAAGAUUGCCCAACCUUGAAAGCCUUUCUUUAACAGGGUUGAAGCUGAGAAGGUUGGAUGGUGGAUUUUUAGGCAUAGAAAAUGUUGGCAAUACCAAUAUUAAUGAAGGAGAAAUUGCAAGAGUCACUGCUUUCCCCAAAUUGAAAAAACUUAGCAUAUGGCUUCUCAAAGAACUAGAGGAGUGGGAUGGGAUUGAAAGGAGAGUGGGAGAAGAAGAUUCCACCUCGACUUCAAUAUUCAUCAUGCCACAACUUGUUGAGUUUAGAAUUCUCAAAUGCCCAUUGUUGAGAGCACUACCGGACUAUGUUUUGACAGCGCCUCUACAGAAAUUCUCCAUAGAGUACUGCCCCAAUCUAAGGAAACGUUACAAUAGGGAGGAGAUGGGUGAAGAUGGGCACAGGAUUUCUCACAUCCCAAACAUUUUAUUUAAAGAAUAGUUAAGAAAGCUAACGGUUAAAUUCUUGCUACCCUAAUUUAUUAGCGUAAUUCAAUUUCGUACAAAUCUUCAUUUUAA
Populus nigra (black poplar) is the source of this 3053-nucleotide messenger RNA. Its product is annotated as putative disease resistance protein RGA4. The coding region runs from base 124 to 2976 and encodes 950 amino acids. Gene Ontology annotation, molecular function: ADP binding. The record is from RefSeq and is a predicted model, not a curated record. Gene Ontology annotation, biological process: defense response to other organism. Lineage: Eukaryota; Viridiplantae; Streptophyta; Magnoliopsida; Malpighiales; Salicaceae. The transcript has 2 exons.